Messenger RNA from Cladophialophora immunda, 2034 nucleotides. RefSeq lists its product as uncharacterized. Gene Ontology annotation, biological process: regulation of DNA-templated transcription. The record is from RefSeq and is a predicted model, not a curated record. The transcript is spliced from 4 exons. The coding region runs from base 1 to 2034 and encodes 677 amino acids. Gene Ontology annotation, molecular function: zinc ion binding; DNA-binding transcription factor activity, RNA polymerase II-specific. Lineage: Eukaryota; Fungi; Ascomycota; Eurotiomycetes; Chaetothyriales; Herpotrichiellaceae.
AUGGAGCCUCCUCGGAAGAAGAUUCGGCGGGUGGUGAAUAGCUGUCUCGAGUGCAGAAGGCGAAAGAUUAGGUGUGACUUGAGCUCCAAUGCGUCAGACAAAUGCACUGCCUGUGCCGGCCGAGGCAUUGAUUGUGAGAGAUGGGAGCAUUCAGCCGAAGCCCCCGAUUCCUACAAUCUCGAACUCAGCGCAAGACUGCGGCGUGUGGAAUCUCUCCUGGAGAAAUUGACAGACGUUGAAUCCUUGGAUGCUGUCGAGGCUGCGUUGAAUGUGGGGGCCGGAGAUGGAUCAAUAACCGCACCGAUCGAAGGGCACACUCAUCCGCCCCUUAUAUCUCUAUUCGACAAUGCAGUUUUUGGUCACCAAGAACAGUCAACUCCUUCAAGCGGCCCGGACCAUCGCAGCCCGUCCCAAGGUGCGGGAGGUCCUCAGAAUGCUAAGCUGGAGAAGCUGCGUCUGGUACUUAGCGCACUGCUCCCCACACAGGAGGACGCAGAUCUGAUUGCUGGUUCCACGAACGCCUGGGGCCUUGGCCACAUGCUUUAUGCUGCCAAUGGGAACUCGACGCAGACAGACUUCGACAUCACCACUUUGUCCAAAGGCUCACCACUAACUAUAGCGCGAACACUGAUGCAUUUUGCAAUUCUCAUCCAACAAAUGCCUCCGGAAUUCGACACUUCGAGACUCCAAUUCCACUCGCCUAUUGACACUGUGCUACAGAAGUACCUGUACUACGUGGCGGAUCUCGUUACUUCGAAAGAUGAUUUUGCUUGUACAAUGGAGGGCUUGGAGUGCCUCCUUCUACAGAGCAUAUUCUACAUCAAUGAUGGUAACCUGCGCAGAGCUUGGCUUGCUGGUCGUCGAGCUUUGUGCACCGCCCAAUUUUUGGGGUUGCAAAAGAGCUAUCUCAGCUGUAUCCGGAAUUCAGAUAGCGAUGAUGCCAGUCAGAGACCCGAUGCCAUGAUGUGGGUCAGAACCGUAAUGCUUGAUCGCUUUCUGGCUCCUAUCCUUGGGCUUCCAUGUGGCGUUGGCAACGAUUGCUUUGGUGAAGAUGGGGUGAUGGCGCCUAUCAUCAACUUCCUUGAUGUUUUUGAGCGCAGACUCUGCGUGAUUGCCGGUUUGAUUGCUGCGCGAAACCAAAAAGAACCGGCUCCUGGGUAUACCACGACGCUGGACAUCGACGAAAAGCUUGAAAAGCUUGCGAAGGAUAUGGGCGAUAUGCUGACGACGAUCCCAGCAUUAUACAGCUCGCCUCAGCCCCUGGCCGGGGAGGAUCCUUUCAAAUUGGUGCUGAACCAAAUAUGGUUCUAUCAAAUUACGAUCAUCUUGCACAUACCCUGGAUGCUGCGAGCGUUCACCGACAGCAAGUACGAGUACAGCAGAUUCGCUUGUCUGACCGCGUCGCGAGAGCAUCUUCGCCGAUACCUUGCUCUCCGAGACACAAACAACACUCAGAAUACCGCUCGUGUUGUUGAUUUUGGGACCGUCAUUGCGGCCGCAACACUCAUUCUCAAUCGAGUUGAAUCUGCAACACGAGACACCGCCACUUCUGAUGGAGAGAAAGACAUGAGACUGGUGUCCAAUGUCGUGGAAUCCAUGCGAGCGGUCUCUCGAGGACCACGAGAGUUCAUGGCUCGCCAAGGGGUUGAGGUCAUGGAGGCGCUUCUAGCAUUAAAGAACGGUGCCGGGGAUCACAACACAAGCGACACACUGCGAUUUACCAUACCAUUCUUUGGCCCCAUUGUCAUUUCCCGGAACCGUACCCCAGUUGGCCCGACACCAGUUACCGUUGUGCAGGACGGUCUUGACGAAGACGAUCCAAUCGACGCUCUGUUGCGGUCAAAUCAGGUUCAAAGUGGCCCGCAACUCAGUGGCGUCUCCAAUGGACCCGUUCACGGCCAUCAUCUGUCAUUUGAGCAAGCGAAUAUACCUGACUCUGGUUGGAUUCCUCCUUUGCAAGCAUGGGACUUCGACACGAUUCCUGCCUGGGGUGGCUCGUUUAGUUUGUGGAACGUCCCUGACUGGAAUGCCUGA